Molecule: messenger RNA, 501 nt
Organism: Lachnellula hyalina
Lineage: Eukaryota; Fungi; Ascomycota; Leotiomycetes; Helotiales; Lachnaceae
Gene: ubc7
Product: Ubiquitin-conjugating enzyme E2
Exons: 2
Coding region: 1-501 (166 amino acids)
Cellular component (GO): endoplasmic reticulum; cytosol
Source: RefSeq, a predicted model, not a curated record
AUGGCAUCCUCAACCGCCCAACGCCGCCUCGUGCAAGAAUACCGCGCCCUAACCAACAACCCCCCAGACGGCAUCACCGCGGGCCCCGUCUCCGAAGACGACAUGCUGUACUGGGAAGCUCUGAUCCAGGGACCCGAGGGCACGCCCUUUGAAGGCGGUGUGUUCCCGGCCGAGUUGAAGUUUCCUAAGGAUUAUCCGUUGGCGCCGCCUAGUAUGAGGUUUUUGGGGGAAGUGUGGCAUCCAAAUGUAUACCCAAGCGGCCUCGUCUGCAUCUCAAUCCUACAUCCACCCGGCGACGACCCCAACCACUACGAGCACGCCUCAGAGCGAUGGUCACCGAUCCAGAGCGUGGAGAAGAUCCUGAUCAGCGUCAUGAGCAUGCUGGCCGAGCCGAACGACGAGAGUCCUGCGAAUGUGGAGGCCGCGAAGAUGUGGAGGGAGCAGAGGCCCGAGUAUGAGAGGAGGGUGAGGGAUGGUUGUAGACGCAUGUUGGGGCUUUGA